CACGUGCUGCGCUCCAGGCCGGCGCUGAGGAAGAUGGCGCGGGGCGGCGGGCGUUGCUGAGAUCGAGCGUCUUCGUCGGGAAAAGAAGAGCUGGGCUUGAGGCUUGUUGGGCUAAUAAUGCGAGUGUGAAAUGUUUCCCGCUCCGACAUUGUGGAUGACAAGGCCUGCUCCCUCUAUGCGGACGAGGAGUGAGGAGCUGUGCGGCUGCAGUUAUCACAUACAUAAACAUUUCUUUAGGACUCCCAGUUCCUGAGUGUUCGUCAAACUGACGCUCGGGCUCCGCUCGGAAGGAAAUGGCAGACUCGCAGCAUCGGCCCUGCUCCACCGGCAAACUGCCCCGCUCCCAGCCACCGACGUUCACGCGGCUCCGGGAAGAGCACGGAAAGUAUGAACAGUCUUGGAAUUCUUGACAUUGCUUUUCAUGAGCAGUUGUCUAUUUUAAUAACAGGUGGUCUCAAGCUGCAAGGAAAAAAUCCAGCACUGGGUUAAAGUGCAGAAUGACUAUGAAGCACUUCAAAACAGGCUUAAAACUUUGCCUGAUAAAGUGUCUUAUGAUGUUAUGGUUCCAUUUGGCCCACUUGCAUUUAUGCCAGGACAGUUAAUCCACACAAAUGAAGUCACUGUUUUACUGGGUGACAAUUGGUUUGCAAAGUGCUCUGCAAAGCAAGCUAUUGGCCUGGUGGAGCACAGGAAAAAACAUGUACAAAAAGCACUGGAUGAUCUUCACAAAGUUAUGAACAACUUUGAAUCCAGGGUUGAGUUCACUGAAAUGGCAAAAUUGGGAAAGGAAGGUAUUGUAGAAAUACAUGAAGAAAUUCAGAAUGAAGACCUAGAAAUUAAAGACUUAAAGUCUGAAGGGAAACACAGAAAAGCUCAUAAACCAAAAGAAAAUCCCAAACCCAAAGAGGUUUUUGUGGCAGAAUUGGAGGAUGGUGACGGUGGUGGUGACUGCAAGUCAAGUAUCUUAACUGAGGAGGAAUUGUGGGCCAGGUUGGAUGAGCUGGAACAGCAAGAAGAGAUGCAGGAUGAAAUUGAUAGACUGUCUGACACAGCUGAUGGAAAUAGUGAAGAAAGUAGCUCCUCUGAAGAAGAAAAAGACAAAAACAUAAAGCCCAACAUAGGUGAAAGGCCUGAUUGGAAGAAUCUUCUUGCUGAGCGUGAAAACGAUGAUGUUGAAGAAACAUCAGAAAUAAGUGCACCUAAUAUCCAUAUUAAUGGCUUGGAACAUGAGGACAGUCACGAAGAUGAUGAGGAAGUUACCGGAGAUGAGGACAAUGUCCCAACUAUACACUUCAUACACACAGUGGAGCCAAAAAGAGUAAGAAUCAACACAGGCAAGAACACAACCUUAAAAUUCAGCGAAAAGAAGGAAGAGGCCAAGCGCAAAAGGAGAAACAGCACUGGCAAUGGAAACACCACUCCAGAGCUGCCAAAUAUCAAAACUCCUGCAGAUAUUUACAGACUUUUUGUUGAUGUUGUAAAUGGAGAGUACAUUCCUCGUAAAUCCAUUCUGAAGUCACGUAGUCGAGAGAACAGUGUAUGCAGUGACACAAGUGAGAGUAGCACAACAGAAUUUGAAGACAGGCGGUGUACCUUACGAUCACUGAGUCAUGAAGAAGUUAUAUACAGUGAUGCUAGUGAAUGCAGCAUUUUGGAAGAAGAGGAAAGCAUUUCUAGUAAACCUCUUCCUUUGCCUAGCUGUUUUGAGGCAUUUUCAGGCACUGUAGUGGAAAAGGAACCUAUCUCUCCUACGUCAAUUCCACAUUCUACUAUUGCUCAUCCUGUCCUACCCACAAUUCCUGAGAAGAAAGUGUCUGAAGAGGAAAGUUUUCUUGAAACUUCACAAGAACUUCCAAAGAGAGUUUCAAAAUUUAAAGCUGCCAGAAUGCAGCAGAGAAAAUGAACUUUUUCCAAUACUGUCUGUUUCAUGUUUUGUGGCUGAACUGGAACUUGAUAAACGGGAUCUUUGCACAGUCCAGGUUUACACACAGCCCUGUUUAAUUUCCUGUUAAAGCAUCUCAUAACUUAAAUUUUUUUCAUACCAUUAAUAAGUUGAUUGUUCUCAAAAAAAUCUGAAUGUGGAAUUGAUUUUGCAAAACUUUCACAAUGCAAUAUUUUCCAGCCAUUUUUUAGGUUCUGUUGGCCCAUAAAGCAAGUUCCACCCAUUUUUCUUUAUAAAUUUAAUCUGCUACACUUAGCUGUUUAUUUUGAUGUACUGAAUAGAUUUUAAAAAACCUGCAUCUGUGUUCUCAAGCAAAUGUCCUAUUUUGUGUACAAUUCUUAAAAGGUCUUUGUAAAAGUGUUCACUGGAAAUGACAAGCUUUCAUCUUCAAAAGCAUUUGUAAAAUUGUGUUGUGUAUUAGUCUCAUUUUAAUAAAUUUUUGCAUGGCGAAGUA
Molecule: messenger RNA, 2396 nt
Organism: Carcharodon carcharias (great white shark)
Lineage: Eukaryota; Metazoa; Chordata; Chondrichthyes; Lamniformes; Lamnidae
Gene: uri1
Product: URI1 prefoldin like chaperone
Exons: 11
Coding region: 560-1903 (447 amino acids)
Biological process (GO): negative regulation of phosphatase activity; negative regulation of transcription by RNA polymerase II
Molecular function (GO): phosphatase inhibitor activity; chromatin binding; transcription corepressor activity
Source: RefSeq, a predicted model, not a curated record